AUGUCCAGCGGUGAGUUAUGGUCCACUUUAGUCACCGCAAUCGAUCCCGGUAGUACCAAAGCCAUGCCCAUUAUCCUUCAAUCGACCAUCGAUCUUCUGGAGACAGAACUAGCCAAGGCUAGAGCGGCGCUCCAUGAGAUCCAGCCCACGGCAUCAUCUUUAUUUACGAAGCGGGAUGAGCUCGCUUUGGGCGCUGUGGCAGCAUAUCGUCAAAAUCUCAUUGACCGUGCGCCGGACUUCUUCUAUGGCGCGAGCCGAUUGACCCCCAAGGAGCUGGGGCUUGUCCCGGCAGUCCGCGAAGUACAAGCGGACGAUGAGGAUGAUGAUCAUGUAAAGACCGCGUCUAAGCAACACCUUCAGCCUGUCCAGCCUGUUGCGCCGAAGCGCGCUACUUUGGCAGAUGUCUUAUCCAACAGUCUAAUCCUCGACCAUAUGGCCCCAUAUCUGUCAACCCCCUCAUUGUUGGCUCUAGCAUCCACUUCCCGCCAGGUUCGGUCAUCGAUAGUGGACACCCCCUACAUUUUCCGCCACCUUGAUCUGACUCAAUGCCGUGGCGCGAAACCAGGCAGCACAUCUGACUCAGUUGAACAAGCAUGGAGUGGUGAGCGAGCGGAAGACUCCGUGGUCGAGGAUGAGUUUUAUUCUGCGCCUUUGAGGAGCAUCUUCGCUAGUCUCCAAAGGCAGUCGCUCCUGCAGGACGUGCGCACAUUGGUUCUAGAUGGACUGUCCGUUCCAGCGGGAUUGGUUGCGGAAAUCAUCCUCACAGAUCGCUUCAACGUUAAUAUUCUAUCCAUAAGGGAGUGCCGCCAUCUCAAUGAGCGAAAACUAAUGCAGGUGCUGACCCAUGCGGUGCGGCCUUCGCGCCCCAAGGGCACACCCCGUGUCAAAGGCAUCUAUCACUUUACUCCUCUUCAUCAGUCUCGUGCGGUAGUCCGCAGCAGAUACCGCGACUGGUGGAGCUCGAGAUGCGGCAGCCAAUCGUCUUGCAUUACUCCAGGUUCGGAAAACGAGUCUGCAACUACUGAACUUGCUGAAAUUGCCACACAACAACAGGAUGCAUGGUAUCAUCCGUCCGGGCAGCUCUUCAAGCAGAGCAUUGAGGAUGGCUGGGCAGAGACAAUCAAGCAGUGUGAAGGUAUCAUUGCCUUUGACGCUGUUCUGUGCCGUGGUCCUCGUCAUGACGUUGAUCUUUCCCCUCCCAUGCCGGAAGGCCAGGGUGUAUCUCAGCCGGAGGGCCGGCCACCGCUUGAACCAAAACUGGCAACUGUUGCACUAGGGCCCCGGGGGUGCGAUGGCUGCCACACCUCACCCGAAGGCCCAACCUUCUGGGGUCAGUCUCCGGAUGAAAACCUUCCCCUGCUCACGCCGCCACCGCUCCACUCUUCCUCGGCAGUCAAGGCAAAACGGCCGGUGCUGAUUCCGGACGAACAGCCCAGUCUAAUCGCUCGCUGCACGGAUUGCUUGACAGACCGGUGGUGCCAUCGUUGCAAUAAAUGGUUCUGUGAGGAUUGCCUGCCUCAUCCAGAACGUGUACGGAACAAUCUUUCACCGCAUCAGACAGCGUUCAGAAAUCCGCAGAGCAGUCCUAGUAGUACUGAACAGUCCGAAGAUCGUGAGACUGCUGGGAAUGCGGUCCCACGUGUGCUCAGUGCAAGACGGAAUGCCAGCGAACGUGCCAAAGCUGCCGUGGUGAAUAUUGUGUUGAGCAUAAUGAGGGCUGUUCGUCGACGAUGUGCGAUUGGUGCAAUGCCAGUACCCGGAAUCGGGUGA
Aspergillus niger is the source of this 1770-nucleotide messenger RNA. RefSeq lists its product as uncharacterized. The coding region runs from base 1 to 1770 and encodes 589 amino acids. NCBI's taxonomy places the organism in Eukaryota, Fungi, Ascomycota, Eurotiomycetes, Eurotiales, Aspergillaceae. The transcript is spliced from 4 exons. The record is from RefSeq and is a predicted model, not a curated record.